AUGUUCCCAGCUGCUGCUCCUUCGAUAUACCAGUCGCCGAAAUGCCUCGUCACAUAUGGUAGUAUGGGCCAUGUUGACACUAAACAAGCACCUCGCAAGGGCAAGCCUUGGUCCUCGGUUAUGUCGCUGGAUUUCGUUCAUAAGGUUGAUGUGAUUCUGCCUACAGCGGCCUACGAUGCAGUCAGUGAACAUCUUGCCAAUACUCAGAAGCCACCGCGCUAUUCAAGGGUGGUAAUGUCGCUUGGGGAUGUUGUGCAAGGCGAUUUCUUCACAGAGUACAUCAGAAAAGGCGAUAUUAUGAUGCUCUCAGAAGGGCAAACAACUGUUGACACAUUGUUCACGUUACAUGAAGGUGUUCUGACUAUGUUUGUCGACAAAGAGACAUUUGAGCGCGCAGGACUCCCUGGUAAACCAUACGGCCCGAAGGGUGGAAGGGCAUCAAAACCUCGAUGGGCUCCCAGUCCAGAUCCCCUACAGCAGUUCUUCCCCACAGCUUUCACCUCAACACCCAAUUUGUCUCGAGAUCUCCCCAUUCUUCAGCCAAGUCUUGAAGUUGACCCAGAAGUUCUUGCCGAAAAUGACCGCGAGGCCCUCGAAUGGUUUGCCACGGAGAGUUACGAGUGGAUAUCACUUGUUCGCCUGGGUAGCCCGCGUGUUGAGUCUCAGGACAAUCUGCAAAUUGAGCUGGGAAGGUUUCAUGUCGGCACCGUGGUUGAGGGGUUUACUCAUGGAAGUUCUGGCUGCUUGCCCUUCGGGGACAUGGUUCUCUUUGAGUGCCACUUGCUUCUCGAAGAGUGUGUCGGGUAA
Molecule: messenger RNA, 807 nt
Organism: Fusarium sp. VM40
Lineage: Eukaryota; Fungi; Ascomycota; Sordariomycetes; Hypocreales; Nectriaceae
Source: the annotation of a GenBank genome assembly